Molecule: messenger RNA, 2284 nt
Organism: Thalassophryne amazonica
Lineage: Eukaryota; Metazoa; Chordata; Actinopteri; Batrachoidiformes; Batrachoididae
Gene: irf2bp2a
Product: interferon regulatory factor 2 binding protein 2a
Exons: 2
Coding region: 336-1877 (513 amino acids)
Biological process (GO): regulation of transcription by RNA polymerase II
Cellular component (GO): nucleus
Molecular function (GO): transcription corepressor activity
Source: RefSeq, a predicted model, not a curated record
GGGGGGGGGGGGGGGGUCUGUCGAAGAAAUCAAGUCAAUAGAAACUGAAGUGGAAGCAGGCGUUUAGAGCUCCGUGCUGACGUCACAGUGAGUCUGUAGUAGGAGUCAGUCGGCGGAGAUAGAAAGAGGAGCGCCGGAGUAACGCGCGCACCGACAGGAACUUCUCCCUCAAACUUACAGUCAGGAGGUCCACUUUUCCCCUCCGACAAAGGAGCUUGCUGGGUUUUUUUUUCUUUCAUCCUCCCCUCUCUUCCCUCUCCGUCUUUUAGGAGGCUCGGACACGCAGGAGAAAGACAUAUUUUGGGGUUUGUGAGUGUGUUUUCUUCCCCCCCGCCAUGUCGUCCGCGGCGGUCGCUGCUUCUUCCAGGAGGCAGUCGUGUUAUUUGUGCGACCUGCCCCGCAUGCCGUGGGCCAUGAUCUGGGAUUUUACCGAGCCCGUCUGCAGGGGAUGUGUCAACUACGAAGGAGCGGACCGCAUCGAGUUCGUCAUCGAGACAGCCCGCCAGCUGAAGAGGGCUCACGGCUUCCAGGAGGGAAGGUCUCCCGGGCCGGCCAAGGCGCAGCUCUCCGGGAAGGAGCUCCAGGCGGCGGGGGAGCCCGGCUCCCGGCCGCCGCAGCCGCUGGACCGCUACCCACUGUCCUCCGACCGCCCACCCCGGCUCGGACCGGAGUAUCAGUCCGGCAGACAGGUGAACGGUAUCCCCGUGCCGAACGGAUUUCCUAAACCCGACGAGCCGCCGGAGCUGAACCGCCAGAGCCCCAACCCGCGCAGGAACAGCGCGGUGCCGCCGCCGAACCUCAUGCCGCUGGCGAACGGCAUGUCGUCGGUGCACGCCGUGAACGGCAGGCAGAGCCAGAUGGGGCUUCCCUCCGCGCUGGCGGCCGGCAGCCCCGCAGACUUGGGGAAAAGACCCGCGUCGGUGUCCAGCACCGAGCACGAACGAGAGGCCAAGGAGAAGCACCGACCGGACAGCCUGACGCCGGAGAUCUCCGACAGCCACAAAAACAGGGCCGAGCAGGAGUGGAUGAGCAAAGGAAAGACUGUGAGGGACCUGAUGACUCUGCACACCUUCGACAACAGGUUCAAGAAGGACCUGGCGGGCAUGCCACAGAGGGUGACGGGCUACGAGGCCAGCGCCACCGCCUCCAAGUCAGACAGAGGAGGAAAACACCCCCGGAACAUGAAGAGAAAAGCCUCACCUGAACCCGAGGGAGAGGGGACAGCGGCCAAAAUCAACGGGGAAGGGCAGCAGUGGUUACCACCGCCUACCGACGGACUCAAAAUGCCACCGGUUCCCCCACCAAGCUUCGCCUCUCCCCCUUCCACAAUAUCCCCUCACUCCCGUACCACCCCGCCCGAGGCAGCCCACAACGGCACGUCCCCGAUGGCGGCGCUCAUCCUGGCGGCUGACAACGCAGGGGGCAACAGCUCCCCGAAGGACGCCAACCAAGUCCACUCCACCACCAGGAGGAACAGCAGCAGCCCCCUUUCACCGUCCUCCAUGAAUCAGAGGAGGCUGGCGCAGAGAGAGGCGUCCGGUGCGGGUACCCCCCACGUACCGGGCAUGGACCAAGUGCACCCCCAAAGCAUUCCGGACUCCUCGGUACCCGGCAGCAUACCCCUGUGCUGUACGCUGUGCCACGAGCGUUUAGAGGACACGCACUUUGUUCAGUGCCCGUCGGUGCCCUCUCACAAGUUCUGCUUCCCGUGUUCGAGGGAAAGCAUAAAGCAACAAGGUGCCACAGGCGAAGUGUACUGUCCAAGCGGAGAGAAAUGUCCCCUGGUUGGCUCGAACGUACCCUGGGCUUUCAUGCAGGGAGAAAUUGCCACCAUCCUUGCAGGAGAUGUCAAAGUAAAAAAGGAGAGGGACCCUUGAUUUUGUCUGAACACUUCUUUUGGGGGAGGGGAAGCAAAAAAUCUGAGUAUAAAUAUAUAAAUAUCACAUACAUACCAUUCAAACAAACUAACAGACUUGUACAUAUUGGACCCAAGGGAAGAGUAUACUUCGUAAACAUGGUUGUAUAAUUUUUGAUUUUUGAAUACAUUGUGUUUCUAUAUUUUUUGAAGAUAAAAGGUAUGUACUCAUUAUAAUGGACUACGUUCCUCUUUGUUGAUGUUUAACAAAAUUCUCGAUGUACUUCUAGGUCUGGUGGCAGUUCCUGUUUAACGUAGAAUGUGACUAAUGCUACUCUACGAGCACUUGGCAAAACCUGAAAUGCUUUUAGCUGUACUUGUAUGCACUUGUUUAAAAAUUGCCAAAUACAAUUUCUGAUCUUGUAUGAA